UGCAGCCUAGUCGACCAAGCAGCGCGGCAGUUGCACCAGCCCCGGACGAUGGCGGAAUGCCUUGCGGUAGCUCGCUUACUCAAAAUUCUCGGCGAAAACUGCCAGCCACUCGCGAAGUAUAUGGAGAAACUAGCGCGACGCGUGACAAUUCUCCCUUAACCGAGGCCUCCGAGCGUUUGGCUUCAAGAGAGGAGGAACAGUGCCGCAACUCUCCAACGCCAGCUGCCUCGGUGGAGCAGUUUCGGACACGUAUCGAGAGCUUUAGAUUCAACUCACCCUCCAAGACACCCAGCCUCAAGAAGCGGCGACACACAGGAUGCGACUUCGAGGACGAAGGUCCAGAGCGAUCCUCCGGCGAAGAUGACCGGUUGCCUACCUUGCCUGCUAUUCAGAGGUCGCCCCGGAAGAAGCCAAAGAAGAAGCCGAGCCGACCGUACGCUCCGCCAGAAAAGUAUGAACAUUUGCAUAUGCUGCCAGACUACUUGGAGCAGGGACUUGAUGUUGUCUUCUGUGGUAUCAACCCCGGAUAUACCUCUGCGGAGAAUGGCCAUCAUUAUGCACAUUCGACUAAUCACUUUUGGUUGGGUCUUUACGAAUCUGGAUUAACAGAUGUCCUGCUGUCACCUGAUGAGGAUUAUACACUGCCUGACAAGUACAACUUUGGCUUAACCAAUCUGGUCUACAGACCGACGGCCGAGCAAUCAGAGCUCGCGGCAGACGAGAUGCGCCAAGGUGUACCUGCGCUGAUGAACAAGUUCGCAAAGUACCGCCCGCGGAUCGUCUGUUUCCUCUCGAAAGGAAUAUGGGAAGUCUUCUUGCGCGAGGCAUACCGCCUUGCUUCGCUAUCUUCAAAAGAGACUUUGCCCUCUCUGAGCCCCUCGAGCCAGAGUCCGCCGUCCAGUCAGUCAACGUCGUCGAGACGUGCCUCGCCUCUCAAGUCCAAGUUCUUCGACGGUACGACCCACUCUCGGGACGACGGCUCACCAGAGGCGAUAGACGCUUCACCUACACCGCGAAAGCGAAGCAAGACCAAGGUGCCGAAACACUCGUUCAACUGGGGCAUGCAGCCGUUCAAAGUCAUGCACCGCCAACUUGGAUCAUUUUCGUCGUCUAUAGACCAGACCUGGUUUUUCGUCGUCCCGAGCCCGUCUGCUCGUGUUGUCGCCUACCAGUGGUGGGACAAGGUCGAGUUUUUCAAGAAGCUGCGCGAAUUCACUAGCGAAGUGAAAAAUGGCCGAGUCGAUGCCUCUGAGCAUCACGUCUUACCGCUCACUACAACUAAAUCAAUAUAUUUUAUGAAUAUGUGAGGUAAUUCGUAAUGGCUUUUGGGGCACUCGGAGUGAGCUUUACACCCCGAUGUCAGCACAGCAUGCGGCGUCCCAUAUUCCUCUCAGUUUGCGUACGUUGUCACUUCAGAGCUGUCCCCAAACGUGUAGUUCCUUUUUUCUUCUUUGAAGCUAAGAUGACCGAAGCCCGCCAGACUCGUUGUUGUACAAUGGUCAUACAUCUAAGUCAUAACGAACGCUACGAGAAAGAAUGUCGUCAAACCUUGAGACAAGCCCGCACCUGCGGGCAGGAGCAAUAAAUGACGAAUAAGGAGCGCAUAUAGGUAGGCAGGUUUCAGAUGAGAGCGCUUCGCGAGGCCUGCGACUCCGAAUCGAACGAGGCAUCGACGACGCGCCCAGGGAUCUCAACGUC
Phanerochaete carnosa HHB-10118-sp is the source of this 1698-nucleotide messenger RNA. RefSeq lists its product as uncharacterized. Bases 57 to 1307 code for a protein of 416 amino acids. Gene Ontology annotation, molecular function: mismatch base pair DNA N-glycosylase activity. NCBI's taxonomy places the organism in Eukaryota, Fungi, Basidiomycota, Agaricomycetes, Polyporales, Phanerochaetaceae. The transcript has 8 exons. The record is from RefSeq and is a predicted model, not a curated record. Gene Ontology annotation, biological process: base-excision repair, AP site formation.